This is a messenger RNA of Oryzias melastigma (Indian medaka), 2208 nucleotides long. Its product is annotated as serine protease 27. The transcript is spliced from 10 exons. Gene Ontology annotation, biological process: proteolysis. NCBI's taxonomy places the organism in Eukaryota, Metazoa, Chordata, Actinopteri, Beloniformes, Adrianichthyidae. The record is from RefSeq and is a predicted model, not a curated record. Gene Ontology annotation, molecular function: serine-type endopeptidase activity. The coding region runs from base 13 to 1179 and encodes 388 amino acids.
CAAGAACUUUAAAUGAUGGCUUUCACGCUGAGCCGCGUUGCAGCUGUGUUGAUCUUCUUUAUGCAAGAUGUUACAUCUCAACUAUCAGAUUGUGGUCAACCAGCUCUGAACUCCAGGAUUGUUGGAGGACAGGAUGCUCCUGCAGGGUCCUGGCCCUGGCAGGUCAGUCUGCAGAGACCUGGACACUUCUGCGGAGGAUCGCUCAUCAACAACCAGUGGGUGCUGACGGCCGCGCACUGUUUUUCUAGCACCAACCCGUCCGGCGUGACGGUACGUCUGGGUCUGCAGAGUCUCCAAGGAUCAAACCCAAAUACGGUCUCUCGAUCAAUAACAGAGAUAAUCCGACAUCCGGACUACAGCUCAACCACAUUUCAAAAUGACAUCGCCCUCCUAAUGCUGUCCUCACCGGUCAGUUUCAACAACUACAUCGCUCCUGUGUGCGUGGCAGCAGCCAGCAGCUCCUUCUACAGCGGCACCAACACCUGGGUCACCGGCUGGGGCAACACUGGAAGUGGAGUCCUCCCUGCCCCACAAACCCUCCAAGAAGUACAAGUACCGAUUGUGGGAAACAGACAGUGUAAGUGCAACUAUGGAGCCAGCACCAUCACCGAUAACAUGGUGUGUGCCGGGUUACCAGAAGGAGGCAAAGACUCUUGUCAGGGAGACUCAGGAGGUCCGCUGGUGAUUAAGCAGAACGACCGCUGGAUCCAGGCAGGGAUCGUGAGUUUUGGAGAAGGUUGUGCUCAACCUAAUUACCCAGGAGUCUACACAAGAGUGUCCCAGUAUCAGACCUGGAUCAACACUCAAAUCACCAGUAAUCAGCCGGGGUUUAUCGCCUUCACCUCCACCGGAACAGACAGUGACCUCAGUGUGUCGUGUUCGGGAGUUCCGGCAGUCGUUCUCGCAGGAACAACUAAAGCUACAACAACCACAGCUACAACAACCACAGCUACAACUACCUCACCUACUUCUCAAACCACUACACCUAAAGCUGUGGUUUGUGGACGUGCCAGACUGAACUCAGGUGUUUUGGAUGGAAGUUCAGUGGCGACUGCAGGUCAGUGGCCGUGGAUGGCGAGUCUGCAGAAGAACGGACAGCACGUGUGCGGAGGAACGCUGGUGUCUUUAGACUACGUGAUGAGCAACGCUAACUGCUUCUCAGGUUCUGCUGUGGCGUAGUGGACGGUCGUGUUGGGUCGUCUGAAGCAGGACGGAUCAAACCCCUUUGAGGUGUCGCUGAAAGUGACGAGCAUCAUCCUCAGCAACCUGACGGGCUUCAACAUCGGAGUGAUGCAACUGUCAAACCAGCCCUCCCUGUCGGAUUAUAUCCAGCCCAUCUGUCUGGACGGCGGCAGAACCUUCCCUGAAGGAGCCACGUGCUGGGCAGCGGGCUGGAGUUCUGGUCGGGGAGGAAGUGAGCAGGUUAUGCAGAAGUUCCAAACCUCAGUGUUGACCUGUGGAGGAGCGUCGUCCACCAACAGUAUUUGUACGAGUGUCUUCUCUCUGCAGCAGGGUGACUCUGGAGGGCCUCUCAUGUGUGAGCAGGGCGGAUCCUGGUUCCAGGCUGCCGUCCUGCCUUUGGAAAACAGCUCGUCCAGGAAAAGACGGGCUGAUUCUCCCAUGGUUUUUGUCAAACUGAGUCAUUUUCGGGACUUCCUGGUUCAGACGGUGGGACCUUUCUACUCUCCGGCCUCCAGCAGCAGCGGAGCCGCUCAGAAUAGCUGGAUGUUGAGCUUCCAUCUCUGCUUCCUCGCCUUCAGCCUCCUUCUCUGAGAAAGACUCGUGGAGGUCAAUAAUGUGAAAUCACUUUGAUUUAUUACAAAUGCAAACGUCUAUGACUUUGUGCAAUAGCAUGGAGUAGCUCCUGAUAAUUAAUUAUACGUAUUUCUGAUCAACUGUGAUUUGAAGCUAUAUUUCUCUUGUUUAUGUGAGAAACUCUAAAGUAAAUUGUUCAAAUCUACUCGAUUUUCUUUGUUUUUAGAAAAUCAGUUUGAUAAAAAAGAUUUCCCUUUUGAUGAAUCAGAAUUAAUGGAUGUUCUGUGGAUUUUGGAGCUUUGAGCAACAAUGUCGAAGAAAUGUUUAAUUAUGAAAAAGGCUGCUAUGUAAAUUUCUGUGUGAUGUUUUAAAUGUAUUUUCUUGUAUAAAAAUAUGUUUUGUUGUUUACCAAUUGCAAGCUGCAAAAGCAGUGCACAUUUUUGAACAAAAACU